Messenger RNA from Galendromus occidentalis (western predatory mite), 2058 nucleotides. RefSeq lists its product as uncharacterized. NCBI's taxonomy places the organism in Eukaryota, Metazoa, Arthropoda, Arachnida, Mesostigmata, Phytoseiidae. The record is from RefSeq and is a predicted model, not a curated record. Gene Ontology annotation, molecular function: protein dimerization activity. Bases 1 to 2058 code for a protein of 685 amino acids. The transcript has 2 exons.
AUGACUCAAUCGUGGUUCUACAAAAGGUUGGGAAAUGGCCUCGGCACAAAGAUUCUCCGCACAUGGCUCGUCUACUCUCCAACGAAGGGCGCAGCUUACUGCUUCUGCUGCCUUCUCUUCGCCAGAGCUGAUGGACACAAUUCAGCACUGACGUCCUCCCAAGGAUUCACGAAGUGGAAAAAUAUAGAAAGGAUGGAUGCUCAUGAAAAUGCUCCGUCUCAUAGAGCCUGUUUCGCUGAUUGGAAAGAGCUCGAAAGAAAUCUGAGAACUAAUAGCGCUAUCGAUAUCGAAGUGCAAUCAGUGUAUGCAACCGAGAAACAGAAAUGGAGGUAUGUUCUCAGCAGAAUAAGUCACUGCAUCAAAUUCCUGGCUACACAGAAUUUGCCACUCAGAGGCCACCGGGAAAACCAAUGCGAAGACGUGGGUAAUAUCGGGAAUUUUCUCGGCCUAAUGAAGCUCGUCGCAAACUUCGACCCAAUCAUCAAGGACCACAUGACUCGCUCUCGGGGAAAUCCGGGCUCGACGUCCUAUCUGGGGUCUAGAACGCAGAAUGAGCUCAUUCAUCUCAUGGCAGGACAAGUGAAGGAAAAACUCCUGAGAAAAAUCAGAAAGGCCAAAUAUUACGGGAUUCUCGUGGAUUCCACACCCGAUCUUGCUCACAGAGAGCAACUUUCGUUCGUGUUGAGAUAUGUCAGGAAGUCUUUCCUCGGCUUCGUUCAAGUACAUGAAAAGAAUGCUGAGGCAUUGGUAGCGACGAUCUUGAAAAAACUUGAGGACGACAAGCUGGAUUUCGGGAACUGCCGGUCCCAAUGCUAUGACAAUGCCGCCGUCAUGGCCGGUCACCGCUCCGGUGUGAAUCAACGGCUGCUCGAGAAGAAUGGUUUAGCGUUAUUCGUGAAUUGUGAUAAUCAUUCCCUCAAUCUAGCCGGCUUGCACUCUGCCCGCAGUGAACCAGCAAUGAUUAGCUUCUUCGCGACUAUUGAAGCCCUGUACGCCUUCUUUUCCCGUUCGACUCUGCGAUGGGAGAAGUUGAAAAAGACGAUCCCCGUCGGACUGAAACGCGAGUCUGAAACAAGAUGGAGCUCUCGCAGCGAUGCUGUCAAAGUAGUCAGCACGCAUGUCAGGGAGAUUAUCGAUCUCCUGGAUAAAAUGUCUGAUGACUCCUGCGACUCGGUAGAAACUAGAAGUGAGGCACGUCAGUUAUUCACCCGCAUGGUCUCGUAUGAAUUCUUGACGCUUCACGGCUUCUGGAAUAACCUCCUGAGCAGAGUCGAUAGGGUCCAGAAGAGACUCCAGGAUCCCUCCAUGAAUUUCCAUGAAGCUGCCAAUGAUCUGUCGUCUCUGAAGAACACCUUCUCCAGAGAAGGAUGCGAUUUCGUAGACGCAGCCAUCACUGAUGGCCAAUGCCUCUGCGAUGAAUACGAUGUAGCAUUCGAGAAACGCAAUAGGAGAAGAAGAAGUAUGCCAGAUGAACACCGAAACUCUGAAAUCUCCGCUAUACAAGAAAUGCGCCGUGUUAUGUACUCAACGAUCGACCGGCUUCAGCGAGAAAUGAGAGAAAGGUUCGAGCGACUGACAAACCUAGACAAUACUUUCGGGUUCCUUCUCGACACUCAGCGGCUACUACAAGGCCAGCUGAACGAAUUGAGGUCCGAUUGUUUGUCAUUUGCGAAUAUGUAUUCGGAUGAUGUCGACGGUAACGACUUAUACAGAGAGAUAUGUGAUUGUAGGAUGUUAGUCAGCGUGCGGGAGGAGUUACGAUUAAGGAAACCCGAAGAACUCCUCAAUUUCAUCAUAGAAUACGGCGACGAGAGUGUCUUCCCCAAUCUUCGGGUAGCGAUACAAAUACUACUGACGAUUGCCGUCUCGAUCGCCAGUUGCGAGCGAUCCUUCAGCAAGCUUAAGCUCAUCCUAUCAUACCUCCGAGCGUCAAUGGGGCAAGACAGACUGAUUGAUCUCUCUAUCAUGAGCAUAGAGAGAGAAGUCACCGAGGACACCGACUUCGAAUCUUUAAUCGAUACCUUCGCUUCGGUGAAGGCUCGAAAAGUCGUAUUUUAA